Ilyonectria robusta is the source of this 240-nucleotide messenger RNA. RefSeq lists its product as uncharacterized. The transcript has 5 exons. Bases 1 to 240 code for a protein of 79 amino acids. The record is from RefSeq and is a predicted model, not a curated record. NCBI's taxonomy places the organism in Eukaryota, Fungi, Ascomycota, Sordariomycetes, Hypocreales, Nectriaceae.
AUGAGACUAUCAAUUCUCCUUUCGGAGCUUCUCUUGCUAAGCUCUGGCGCGAUGGCAGCGUGGUGCACCUCAUACGGCAUCUCGACAGGACUUAGUUGCGCCAGUGGAAGGUUCCAAUACUGCUGUGACGGCCCUGGGAGCCCUAUCAACGACUUCAAAAUUUUCCGCGGUACCUGUAGCCGACCGGGUGGUAACGAGCGCAAUUGUGGCGAUGGAGGAUAUGUCUCAUGCUGCGUCUGA